Acanthisitta chloris (rifleman) is the source of this 365-nucleotide messenger RNA. It is a transcript of the gene PLEKHJ1, whose product is annotated as pleckstrin homology domain containing, family J member 1. The annotation marks the transcript as partial. The record is from RefSeq and is a predicted model, not a curated record. NCBI's taxonomy places the organism in Eukaryota, Metazoa, Chordata, Aves, Passeriformes, Acanthisittidae. Gene Ontology annotation, biological process: receptor recycling; endosome organization; retrograde transport, endosome to Golgi. Gene Ontology annotation, cellular component: early endosome; recycling endosome; trans-Golgi network. The transcript has 5 exons.
UGCUGAAGAAACGUCUGGUGAAGCUUGUGGUCAACUUUCUCUUCUACUUCCGCACGGAUGAGGCAGAGCCCAUUGGAGCUCUGCUGCUGGAGCACUGCAGGAUCACCAAAGAGGAGGAGAAUGUCUUCUCCAUCAGUUUCAUCGAGGAGCCAGAGAUGAAAUACUGCUUUGAGUGUGCCAGUGAGGAGCAGUGUCAGGAGUGGGUUGAGGCACUCAAACGAGCCAGCUACGAGUUCAUGAGGAGGAGUUUGAUCUUCUAUCGGAAUGAGAUCCAGAAGAUGACAGGGAAGGACCCCCUGGAGCAGUAUGGGAUCUCGGAGGAAGCACGUUUCCAGCUGGGAGCACACCACCCUCACCUGGGCUGA